Messenger RNA from Penicillium samsonianum, 702 nucleotides. RefSeq lists its product as uncharacterized. The transcript has a single exon. NCBI's taxonomy places the organism in Eukaryota, Fungi, Ascomycota, Eurotiomycetes, Eurotiales, Aspergillaceae. The record is from RefSeq and is a predicted model, not a curated record. Bases 1 to 702 code for a protein of 233 amino acids.
AUGUCCCCCAGCAAAACCCGAACCCCAACUCCAAUCCCGACUCCCCUCGACCCAAUCUCCGAAUGGCGCGCCUGGCAAACCUUCACAAUAAUCUACACAAUCCUCCUAAACGGCCAAAUCCGCCGGCGCUGGCGCCUGGAACAAAAAUGCAUGCAAGACAAACCCCCAUGCGAACGCUUCCGACCCAUGAUCUUCCUCGAACCAGUGCCAACCCUACAAAAGCCCAACACAAGCCCAACUUCAAAACAAGCAGCAAACAACCCCUUCAACGCAUCCACAAUGAACAAACUGCGCACAAAAGCGGCGCUGCUCCGCGCGCGCGUCGAAAAGGGCAAGGAACUCGCCUCGGAGAUCGAGCGACGCAUGGUCCAGAACCCGCCUAUCCGGUUUCCGACGCAUUUCUGCCAUACUUGUGUUGAGGACGGGGAGAGGGUUGAGGUUCUGCUUACUAAGUGUGGACAUCGGGUUUGUAGGACUUGUCUUAAGUAUGGGGUUGAUGAAGAUGGGGUUUAUGAGUGUAGUAUUUGUUUUGUGCCGGCGGAGUUUGUCGCAAGGAGUCCGUUGGGAUUGCUUAAAGCUUGUGACGGGAAGGUUUCUGCGAUUUUGAAGGGCGGGAAAGGUUGGGAUAGUGAUAAGGAGUAUGGGGAUGGGGAAGGGGAAGGGGAGUGGGAAUUGGGUGAGGUUUUGGUUGCGGAUUGUUAA